Molecule: messenger RNA, 2622 nt
Organism: Rhinichthys klamathensis goyatoka
Lineage: Eukaryota; Metazoa; Chordata; Actinopteri; Cypriniformes; Leuciscidae
Product: protein NYNRIN-like
Exons: 2
Coding region: 9-1637 (542 amino acids)
Molecular function (GO): nucleic acid binding; RNA-DNA hybrid ribonuclease activity
Source: RefSeq, a predicted model, not a curated record
CUGUCACUAUGAUUGGGCAACCACGAUGUAUACAAGCCCUCGAUGGUGCCACAUGGGCAGUGGAUGCUGUUGAGAAUCUGAUAGGAGCACAAACUAUAAUAUUGCACACUCCACACAGUAUAGUGACACUGUUGAACAACACGAACAUCAAAACCAUAACUGAUGCAAGAAGAGCAAAAUGGGAAGCAACUUUGUUGAACAAGGAUUUAAGAGUGGAAAUCAUCAGGGACACGUCUCUUAACCCUGCAACAAUGAUGCUGGAACCACAUGAGGGAAUACCACAUGAGUGUGAAAAACAAGUAGAAGAAGAUAGUCUUGGUCCAGUUAAUCCAAUCCCUCUUGAAAACCCAGACAAAGAGUUAUGGGUUGAUGGAUCCAGUUAUUAUGUUGAUGGAAAACGACAUACUGGAUGGGCUGUAGUGAAAGGAGAUGGAACUGUUGUAAAGAAAGGAGCCCUUUCUGGGAAAUUUUCAGCGCAAGUAGCUGAACUUAUAGCACUUACAGAAGCCUUUGAACUAUCAGAAGGAGAUCGAGUCAACAUCUAUACAGAUAGUCGUUAUGCUUUUGGCGUGGUCCAUGACUACCUGGCUCUGUGGAAAAGACGUGGACUUAUCACUAGCAGUGGGAGCGAAAUACAACAUGCUUCCAUAAUUCGUCGUUUGAUUACAGCAUGUUACUUACCCCGAGAAGCAGCCGUGAUCAAAGUAAAAUCACAUCAAUCUGACAAGUCCAAAGAAAGUCAAGGAAACACGGCAGCGGAUGCAGUAGCUAGAGAAGCAGCUCUACUUCCUCUUACUCCUGUUACCUUGGUAAAGGAAAACAGCAAGGAUAAUCCUGAGCUCCAUCUUCUGUCAUAUCAACUGGAGACAGAUGAAGAGAAAGAACAAUGGAUAAAAGCGGGAGCGAAAGAGGAUGAUCAAGGUAUCUGGAGAAUUCCAACAGGACAAGUGGUGAUGCCUAUCGGAACAAGAAGAGAACUAAUGCAGCUGUAUCAUGGAAAGGUACAUGCUGGAGCAAAAGCAAUGAAAUCUCAAAUCAGUGAGACUUGGUGGUGGCCAAGAAUGAUGAGAGACAUUGAUGAUUACUGUAGGAGAUGCUUGAUAUGCCUCAAAGCAAAUGUGGGAAAAUCUGUAAAGGUGCGAAUGUCACAUGCACCCAGACCAACAGGUCCAUGGACACACCUCCAAAUUGAUUUCACAGGACCUUUAUCACCCAGUGGAGGGUAUCAAUACAUAAAAGCUACUAAAGACAAUAAUAAGAAAGUGCGAGAAGCUCAACAGCAAUGGGAUGAAAAACACACCACUACUGACAUUCCACACAUUCCCGAGUUAGGCAGUUUUGUUAUGAUCAAACGAAUUGCUAGGAAAGGUUUAGAGCCUAGAUGGGAAGGACCAUAUGAGAUACUCCUAACUACUGAUACAAGUGUUUGUCUCAAAGGGAAGGGUGUAGGAACAGAUAGAUGGUAUCAUUGGUCACAAGUUAAACCUUGCUUAGUGAAUGAACAAGAUGAUAAUGAUGGCUUAUGGCCUGAGAUUGAGCAAUGUUCAUCCAUUAGUUUUAAAGAUUGGGAACAAAGAAGUGAUGUUAAUUAUUUCUCUGCUUCCAUUUCAGGAAUCAAUUCCAUUGACAUUGAUUAGAAAUGGUUGCAAGUUAUUCUCGAUACCCAACGACGAUGGUAUGCUUAUUUUUAAUUUUACUUGGCAUUUAUCAAGAAAGCCAAGCCUUAUGGACUCCUCGAGUUCAAGAAAUCACUCGGAAUGCAACUCUGAAAUCUGGCCAACAUUUUACUCUACCCUUUAUUUCCAAAUGGGGAUUAUGGGAUUGGGUGCCACACAAUGAUAAAGACCUUGCUAAAUAUCGCAAGGACGUCUUUGGAGGAUGUAACUUUUACCACCAAUGUUACAAAAGCAGAGUAAUUUGGCCGGUAAAAGACGGGGGGUAUACUGGUAGUGCUCAAAGACGAGAAAUUUGUUCCAAAGAACAAUGUGAAGUUAUAGGGUUAAACCUCAUAACGUCUACUAAUGUGGAAAUUAAUUUAGUUCUGAAUCGUACCCACAUGCUUACAAUAUGGGAUUCAUUGACCCAAGGGUGUAUUUAUCCCAUAGUGUUGCCAUGUGAAGGGUUUCUGAGGGAUGCUUCCUCAAGAACAACAAGAUUCAAGGGAAAUUAUGUACGAGUAUGGCAUUCAGAAGAUGAGAAUGAAUAUUGUGAGACUGAACUAGAAACUGGGGAAAUCGGAAGGUGUUUUUAUCUUUCUGCGGUAAAGUCAAACAAAGCUCAAACAUGCCCAAAUACAACUAUUGCACCAGCUCAUGGUAUUUUGUUGGCAAAAGAAACCAAAACCUUAAUAAAUGAAGCCCAUAUGGUGCGACAACGAAUUAAUUAUAACUUGAACUCUCUUCUUACAGUUUUUGAUCAGUCUUAUUGUGGUAAUUUUACACAAAUAAGAAGUUGGUUGGACAAAGAAGUUAAAUAUUAUACCUCUAAAAAUCGUCUGAGUAGUAAAAAUCGUAAAACUCGAAGUAUAUGGGGAGACAUAGCGGGGGUAUUUGGUUCUGUCAAUUCAAUUAGUAAUACUGCUCAAAUGAAUCAACUAAGCGAGUAUACUCAGUGGGUGGGGAC